Molecule: messenger RNA, 7082 nt
Organism: Nasonia vitripennis (jewel wasp)
Lineage: Eukaryota; Metazoa; Arthropoda; Insecta; Hymenoptera; Pteromalidae
Product: protein expanded
Biological process (GO): positive regulation of hippo signaling
Cellular component (GO): cytoplasmic side of apical plasma membrane; cytoskeleton
Source: RefSeq, a predicted model, not a curated record
GAGGACGCUAGGCGUAUCGGCGACGAAAUGAAGCAUGCAGCAUGCGUGGUAGCAGUGUCACGGCUGCGCGGUCCUGCCCAACCCCUGGUUUCCGCCAGCCGCUACCUCGCCGUACACGCUCUACCCGGUGAUCCUCUCUACUUCAUCGUUGACGCUAAAUCAAAGGUAAAGGAGGUCUACGCGCAGACAUGCCAGCUUCUUGGUCAGCAGGGUAUGCAAGAUUGCGAACUCUUUGGUCUGGCAAUCCUGUCCGACGGAGAGUACCUGUUUGUAGACCAAGAGAGUAAACUCAGCAAAUACGCACCGAAGAACUGGAGAAGUUCGCAUACCUACGGCUUGGACAGCAGCGGACGUCCGGCAUUCGUUCUUUACUUUCGUGUUCGCUACUACGUGGACACACCGUUACUAUUAAGCGAUGAAACGACAAGACACCACUACUACCUGCAGCUGCGCGACAACGUCGUCCGUCACGGGGGCGGCGUGGAGAGCUGGCAGGGCCAAAAGUCCCAGCAUCCCCUGCAGACGGGCAGCGUUUAUGGGCCGCUGCUCAGCCUCGCGGGACUGGCCCUUCAGGCCGAUCUCGGUGACUACACGGAGGAGCGGCACCGACGACAGGGAUACUGCAAGCCCUCCGACUACCUUCCCGCCCACAUGUGCCACGAGGAUAACGCACUGUCGGUGCUCGCGGCUCAACACAGGGACAAUCGAGGCCUGUCCCGGGAGGAGGCUGAGCUCUCGUACAUCCGAGAGGCGGUGCUCCUGGAGGCGCCGCUCAACGCUCACCUCUACCGGCUUCGGCGCAGCAAGAGCGAACAGGGACCAGGACGAGUGCUGCUGGCGAUCUGCGCCCGUGGCGUCCGCGUCUACGGCGACGAGGAGACGCCGCAGGUCUUCACCUGGAACAACAUCGGCAAGCUCGGCUUUGACCGCAAGAAGUUCGAGAUUCGCGCGGUCGAUCAGCCGGGUAAGCUCACACUGUUCAGUGGCUGUGACGACAAGAGCAAGCUCCUGCUAGCGCUCUGUCGGGACACCCACCAGUUCUUCAUGGCCAUAGCGCCGCGUGUCAGCGAGGCUAAGCGUCGCGAAGAAGAAGAGCGCAAGGUCCUGCGAGACUGCUACAUGUACCCGGCGCGCUGCAAGCUGAGCCUGACGACCCGAGGCUCGCGCGCGGACCAGCGCAUCUCGCUCAUCUCUACCACCUCGUCUAACACGACAUCGGGCAUCGUGAGCGACCGUGUGCACAGCGAGGACGAGCCGGACGCCGGUCCGGUGUCCACGGGCUCGACCGGAUCCACCGAGGACUCGUCCAAUGGAGCUGCUAGCGCGACAGCCGUGACUAACGGAGCGACGGCGACGGCGUCGGUCGACGGUAACGAGUCUCCGAUUCCGCCGCCGCUGCGACCGAGUCUCCUCGCUGAUGCCGACGCUGGUGCGACCAACAUCUCCGGUGCGGCCCUCGGCUCUCAGUGCAGCAGUACCUGUAGCACCGUCGUCGUCAACGCCACCUCGGAGACCGGCAACAGGGGCAGCAGUAUCGCUGGAUCGGCGACCUCGGCAUUGCUGAAAGCAGCGGCCGCCGCCAGCGGGAGAAGGAGGACCUCAGCAAGCUCGAGCUUGGAGCUAGGCUACUCGCACACCGCGCAGAACUCGGCGCUAUCGGGCGAGCCCAUCUACGAUAGGUGCAAUAAGACUGUCAAGUAUGCUGGCACGGACAUCGCCAGCGAGACGAGCGGCGUCUACACGCUGCGCAGCAGCGAGAUGCUAGACGAGCCUAUGGCCAACGACUCGUCGGUGCAGUCGACGACGGACGAAGCGUCGGUCACCUCGGGCUUCUACACCAUCCACAGCGGCCUGCGCUCCGAAACAAGUGGCUCCUGCUACAGCCAGGGCACGGGCCACGACGAGCAGGAUCCGAUCUACAGUCUCUGCCAGGGCGAGGAACCCACGCGAAAACUCGGCCAGCCAGACGUUUCCAAGCAAAGCAACGAAGCGGCUGCCGUGGAAGAGGACGACGAAAACGAGGGACGCUCGCGCAGCAACAGCAUCCUCAGUGCCGGCAGUUUCCGCGGUGACGGUAGUGAUCCUUCGGGACAGGGACCCCUGCUCUCGGCGGACGAGCUGUCCGAUCUGAUCGUCGGCCGUUAUCCGCCCCGCAAGAGCAUCGGAGCCUCCAUGGACUCGGACUGCGACUACGUGAGGAUGCCUCCGCCGCCUCCGCCUCCGGCGCCUCCACCGCGAAGCGAUAGCGAGAGGCAGCUGCCACCACCACCGCCUUACCCGGGCCUGGGAGUGUCGCAGCCACCCGUCGUUCCCGGACCUCCACCACCGGGAUACGGCUGUCCGAGAGAGCGCUUCGAGAUCCCGCCGCCGACUCCUCCCCGCAACGAUGCCAUCACACCCAGGGAACCACCUCCGCCGCCUCCUCCACCAGCGCGAAUCCAGCCACCGACGUACCCGGGCGACAAGAUGAAACCUACACCCGUGCACGCGCCGGUGGCAGCUCUGGUCGUCGGACCCAACAACUAUCUGGACGUGCACGCGACACGCACGGGCCCGGUCCUGCUGCCCUACCUGACGCCGCCUCAUCCACCGCACCCGCAGGUCCAACAGCGGCAACCUCCUCCUCCACCUCCUCCACCGCAGACGGCCAACGCCAGCGCCAACUCUGCGAAUGCCGGAGCAGCAGUGGCAGCCCAGGGCAUGCUCGCCACGGUGUACACGAGCCAGGUCGCCCGCUCGCAGAUCGAGCAGUACAAGCAGCAGCUCUACUCCGACGUGGACUACGUCAUGUUCCCGCUCAAGGACCCGGCCCUCUCCAAGCAAGAGUACAUCGAUGCGAAGACGGGCUCGCACAUGGCCGCGAUGGCUGCCAUGGCCGCCUAUCCACCGCCACCCCCGUAUCCUCUUCAAGCAGCCAACAAGUCUUCUCUGAUGUACAGGAGCACGCCGUACUUGCCGUACACAGGUGGCUCGUACUCCUCGCUCUCCAACAAGUACGCCUCGAACCAAAACCUCGCGAGCAGCCUCAGCGACACCAACAGCUCCGUCGGAAACAACUACUUGCUCUACGGUAACGCGAGCAGUCAGUACGCGGCUAGCACCAGCUCCCUGUACAGCGGGCUCACCUGCUCAAGCGGUGGAGGCGGUGCAGGCAGCCAGACCUUCAGAAAAGAAGGCACGUAUGCCUCCCCUCCGCCCCCACUGCCGCCCCCGGCUAGUGCCAGGCAUCACCCCCACACGCUGCAGCACGGAUUCUCGAGGACGAGGAGCCACGAGAACAUACUCAAGAGCUACGAUGCUGCAUCUGCUUCUUUGUCCUCGCUAUCCUUGUCGCAUGGAGGGCUUAAGAGCCCGGUUCAAAUGGGCUCGCUGCCACAGCCGCAGACCAAGCACAGAAGACUACCGCCUCCGCCUCCACCGCCGCCGUACGAUAUCCAGAGCCUUGCUCCAAGUCAGCCGGCGUGUCUGGGUAUCAGCGAAGGCAAACUGACGCAGCAGCCACAGGCACAGCAGCAGCAGCCGCAACACCAGCAGCAACAGUCCCAGAGCCAGCAGAACGGGAUGCUGGACAUCAAGACUCUGCGCGAGAAGAGUCGAAACCUCGACCUACCUCUGAUUUCCGCCCUCUGCAACGACCGCUAUCUUCUCAAGCAGACCAAGGCCUUCGUAUUGCCCAAGCAUCCGAGCGAGAGCUCAUCCACGGGAGCUUCCAAGUCUGGCGCCCGCAACGGAAGCAGCAGCAAUGGUGGUAGCAGUUCCAGUAGGCAAAAGUAUCCCGUCAGCGGGCUUUCGACGACGCAAAUAACGAAACCACCAAGAAAAUCGUCCAAUAGCACACACAAGCACCCGUCCACGUCGACGGCUUCGCUGCUGACGAAGAGCUUUAUUGGAAAUGCAUACCAAGUGAACAGCUCGACGAAUGUCGCGGCUAACGAUAAGAACCUAUCGCGAGCUUCGCAUUCGUAGGCUGGUGGAAGAAGAUAAUAUGAUGUAAGAGGAUGUUUAAUAGUUUUUGCUUAGGACCUUAUUGAAGAAAUGUUUGAGUUGCGCUCUGUUUCUUGUGAAUCAACUAAUUGUAACAUUGCUCAGUUUAGGAUGCACUUCUUAAUGAACUUGUUUCAUCACUUGUACAAAGUUACAAACAAGUAUUUUAAGAAAAGAUUCAAGUGCUGCGGACUCUGCAAUGCUACAUUAGUAGAGCACGUCAAAAAGCAGAUAUUCAAAAUCAAAGGACCUACAGCUUUUACAUUCCCUCAAAGAUAACGAUGUUAACAUGCCGUUCAUCCUGACUUUAAAAUUAAUCAUGUAGCUUUUUGCCAAGUUUGCCUCACCGUCAUUGUGUGAGAAGUGAAUAAAUGUAAAAGUAGAACGACUGAAUGACAGACUCCAGUAUGUUUAUAACUGUAGUUGUAAUUUGUAUCUAGUUAUUCACUUAGCUGUUAAUAAUAUUAAUUUCUUUGUUUUUCUUGCGUGAUUAGACAUGCGACGAUACUCUGUUCGGAGUCGUUUAACAAGGACUAAGAACAAAUUUAAGAAUGUACAGAUGCUAGAUCAUAGUGACGAUAAUCUAUGAAUUUUCAUUCACUCACUUCGUUUUGUACAAAGAAAUUACAAAGCUAAGAGUUACUUCAACGAUGUUUUUCUCUUUCUUACACAAACUUUACGCGGAAGUUAAAAGUUAUCGAAUUGUCUCUUUCCAGGGCUAGAGCGAUUGCACAUAUUCCUUUUAGGUACAAUUAUUUUUUAGUAGUUUGAAGACUGCAGAAUUUAUGAAAUUGAAAAGCUCUUUAUUGCAGUAAUUUUACCAAUUCAAGAUAAUCUUAUACAAUUUACAAUUUUGAAUCAUAAUCACCAUACGUUCCAUUUUUAGCAUUUACUACAGACACUAUUACGUUUCAAAAAUAUACCGUGUUUCUUCAACUAAGAGUGCCAUUUCCUUCUAUUACACCCUUUGCCAAGAAUGUCGUCACUACUUAGUAAAUUUGUAUACAAAUAUGUUUUAUGUUUUCAUUUAUCGCCAUACUUUGUUUAAACCUAAUGACAAAUUUGUAAGUAUUAGUUUUCCAUGAACUAGUUUCAGUAUCUUAAGAUGCAUCACAUCAUGAAAGUAUAAUUUAUUGUAAUCUUGAAAUGGUAUAAAAGAUCUGUAAAGAUUUGUUUAACAAAAUAGCUUUGUGAAAAAUGACGUUAGAAGUGUAAAAGAUUUUAAAUAUCAUCUUUAAAACAUCGAUAUACAUACUGGAUACUAAUGGUGUUAAAUCCACUGUUUAUUGUCGACACAUUUAUGUCUGGCAUUCCUUUAUUUAACGGUAUAUUUUAAAAAGCUUUCAUGCUCGGUUUUAAACAUCAGAGCUCUAUUAAUUUAUUUUCAUAAAUCGAGCUAAAAUGCGCUUGAUAUCAUUUCAUGCGUACCUGGUGACUAACAAGUUGAAUCUCAUUGUACAAUCUCGUUAAAGCUCAAAACUUGCCUCCAGGUAGUUUUUUUUUAUUUGCUAUAAAUUUUGCACACAACACUCAUGUCCUACGAUUAUUAUAAAUAAAAAGCAAAAGAUAAACUGUACGUAUUUAUAUAAUAAUAAGCAAAAUAGAAUUGAUCUUCAUUUUAAAUGGGUACCAGAAAACAUUUUUAACUCUAAAAAUAGAACUAAAAAGUUGCAGUGAAUAAUCAUUUAUUCGUAUUGCAGAAUAUAUUUGUUUUACUGUAUUAGGUAUAUUACAUUAAUUUUUACAAUAUUGAACAUCAAAUGCAUUGAAUUUGUUUUAAAUGUAGGAUUAAAAAUGUUUUCUCAGAUCAAACGGGUGUUUGACAAAUAUUUUAUUAGGAAAAAGUAGACUUCAUUAGUAGGAUUAAAUUAUCAGAAAAUAGAAUCGAAUCUACGAUUUUAAAAUUAUUAGGUAGAUCAUUCAACGUUAUUUUUGUAUAUAAAUGGCGUUUUUACUAUCAUUCCAUCCAUCACUCAUAUAGUGUAAAGGGAUCAAUCAUUUUUUAAAGGAAAUUCACAUUCGAUUAUCGCUAUUACACAGAAAUGCGCAAUAUCGCUAAUAUAUUGCAUAAAAAAGGUAACGAAGAUGUUUGUAUAUACACGUACCCACGCGCGCGCACAACAAUUAUAUAAAUGUAUACACAUUCGCAUUCGCAUACACGCAACAAACAAAUACAUUUUUAUGUAUACAUCAAAAAGUAAAUCAUCUAAAAUUUUACGAGACUUCGUUGCAAGCUAUAUUGUUAAGUUUGUCAAAACUUUAAUUUCUAUUAACAUUUAUUAUGAGCGAUUUAAAAGAACUUUCCCAACUAUUCGGGAAAAAUGUUCCAUAGUAGAAUUAUUAAAGUAUUGAAAAAUUUAUAGUAAACCAUGCAUUUUUUUACCGAAAGUAUUGUAAAUCGUAAGACAACCAUUAUAAACGUUUUAUAUAUGCAUUAGAAACUUAGACAUAAAUUUGUACGAAUUUCAAUACACAAUAUCAAAAAAUCGCAAGCACAUCGUAGGGUUUUGAAAAAGAACUUAAGGUGACAAUUUGACACGACAUAUUGUAUAAAAUAUUACUAUAAGUUGUACCGAAAAAGAUAUGUUUGAAACGUAUGUUCUUAUCAGUAGAAAGAUGAUUGUUUUUGCUUAUUCUUUUUUUUAUUUUCAGUAGUCAACGAAAAACAAGUGUAAACUGAAUAGUUAUUCCGAACACAGGAAAACUGUAUAUGAACGCAGGUUAAUUAUAUGAUAUUAUAUUUGUAUGGAAAGAUUUUACAUAAAUGGCUAUCGGUUAUGCGAGAUUUUUCUCCGUCGUCCAACGUAAAUGUAAACUUGACGGAACGAACAUCUACGGAAAUAAUUUUUAAUUUUCCCAAUAAUUUUGAUUAAACUAUAAAGUUUGCAAUGAGAUUGGACUGUUUGAUAUCAUCACGUUAGAUGCCAUUUCCGUCGAGUGUACGUAAAUAUGUGUAUGUACAUACAUAUACUUUAUAUAUAAAUAUAUUGUAAUCGCGUCAGAUGCAAUACCUAGACUUUUUGUAGUGCGAAAAUCUCAUGUAUGAAAUAUACACAAUCACUUCACCUGAAAAUAAUAAACAUACUUUUUGUAAUGAA